Molecule: messenger RNA, 1134 nt
Organism: Saccoglossus kowalevskii
Lineage: Eukaryota; Metazoa; Hemichordata; Enteropneusta; Harrimaniidae
Product: N(4)-(Beta-N-acetylglucosaminyl)-L-asparaginase-like
Biological process (GO): protein deglycosylation
Cellular component (GO): cytoplasm
Molecular function (GO): N4-(beta-N-acetylglucosaminyl)-L-asparaginase activity
Source: RefSeq, a predicted model, not a curated record
AUGGACGCCCACUUGUGGCUCGUCGGGAUAGUUUGCCAAAUCGUCAUCGUAUCGGCAGCUAAUAAUGCAAAACUACCGGUUGUCGUGGUAACAUGGUCAUAUCCCGAAGCAACUUCAAAAGCUUGGGAGGUUGUCAGCGGAAAUUCUUACACAGCAGUGGACGCCGUCGAACAAGGAUGUAACGUAUGUGAAGACGAUCCUGUGCUUUGUCACCUUAGUGUGGGAUACGGCGGAAUAGUUGACACUAGCGGUGAGCCAACACUGGAUGCAAUGAUAAUGGACGGGUCAACCCAUGACGUGGGCGCUGUUGGUGGCAUAAAGAAUAUCAAACGGGCUAUAUCUGUAGCAAGACUUGUGAAGGAUCACACCAGACAUACUCUAUUGGUCGGAGACUCUGCAACAUCUUUUGCGACUGCAUUUGGUGGUCUUGACAACGAGUCUCUCGAGAAUAAUGUAACAAGAACAAGAUACGAAGACUGGUUAGAUGAUAAGUGCCAACCUAAUUUCUGGGAGAAUGUCACUCCGGAUCCAUCACAGCAGUGUGGUCCGUACAGUCCUGGUAGUUCCAAGUCGGCUGAACGCUCCGCGAAACUGGAUAAAGAUAACCACGACACAAUCGGUAUGGUCGUCAUUAGUAGCGAUGGCAACGUUGCAGUUGGUACAUCUACUAAUGGGCUGAGUUUUAAAAUAGCUGGACGAGUCGGCGAUUCCCCAAUAGUUGGUGCUGGGUCAUAUGCCGACAACGACAUUGGUGGCGCUGCAGCAACAGGGAAUGGUGAUAUUAUGAUGCGUUUUCUACCAAGUUACCAAGCCGUUGAAAAUAUGCGUCAUGGUAUGACUCCAACUGAAGCAUGUGCCGAGGCCCUCAGUAGGAUUGCUUAUCGAUAUGAAGACUUUGAUGGCGCUUUAAUUGCAGUUAGUAAAGAUGGAGACUACGGGGCAGCAUGCUACGGAUAUGAAGAUGUUGAUGUAACAAUUCGAACACCGUCAAUGGUUACAUAUUCUGUGAUUAAUAUCAAGUGCACAGUGCAAGCAAAGCAGGCAUCGUCCGCAGCUUAUGUGACGACACUGCCCAAGAUGAUGGCGAUCUUCGUGACAUUGAUCCAUUAUUGGCCGAUAAGCUGGUUUAGUUAA